Molecule: messenger RNA, 1556 nt
Organism: Elephantulus edwardii (Cape elephant shrew)
Lineage: Eukaryota; Metazoa; Chordata; Mammalia; Macroscelidea; Macroscelididae
Gene: FBXO3
Product: F-box protein 3
Exons: 11
Coding region: 1-1389 (462 amino acids)
Molecular function (GO): protein binding
Source: RefSeq, a predicted model, not a curated record
AUGGCGGCCAUGGAGGCAGAUGGGCUGCUGCUGACCCUGGAAUCGCUGCCCACUGAUCCGCUGCUGCUCAUCUUAUCGUUUUUGGACUACCGCGACCUGAUCAAUUGUUGCUAUGUCAGUCGAAGACUUAGCCAGCUGUCUAAUCAUGAUCCGCUGUGGAGGAGACAUUGUAAAAAAUACUGGCUUAUCUCCGAGGAAGAGAAAGCACAGAAGAAUCAAUGUUGGAAAUCUCUCUUCAUAGAUACGUACUCUGAUGUAGGAAGAUACAUUGACCACUAUGCUGCUAUUAAAAAGGCUUGGGAUGAUCUGAAGAAAUAUUUGGAACCCAGGUGUCCACGGAUGGUUUUAUCUCUGAAAGAGGGGACAAGAGAAGAAGACCUAGAUGCAGUGGAAGCUCAAAUUGGCUGUAAGCUUCCUGAUGAUUAUCGAUGCUCUUACCGUAUCCACAAUGGGCAGAAGUUAGUGGUUCCUGGGUUAUUGGGAAGUAUGGCCCUGUCUAACCACUAUCGUUCUGAGGAUUUGUUAGACGUUGAUACGGCUGCUGGAGGGUUCCAACAGAGACAGGGACUGAAAUAUUGUCUCCCUUUAACUUUUUGCAUACACACUGGUUUGAGUCAGUACAUAGCAGUGGAAACUGCAGAAGGCCGAAACAAAAAUGAAGUUUUCUACCAAUGUCCUGACCAAAUAGCUCGGAAUCCAGCUGCAAUUGAUAUGUUUAUCAUAGGUGCUACUUUCACUGAAUGGUUUACCUCUUACGUCAACAAUGUUGUAUCAGGUGGCUUUCCCAUCAUCCGAGACCAAAUUUUCAGAUAUGUCCACGAUCCUGAGUGUGUAGCAACAACUGGAGAUAUUACCGUUUCUGUUUCUACAUCGUUUCUGCCAGAACUUAGCUCUGUCCAUCCUCCUCAUUACUUCUUCACAUACCGCAUCCGGAUUGAAAUGUCAAAGGAUGCACUUCCUGAGAAGGCUUGUCAACUGGACAGUCGCUAUUGGAGAAUAACAAAUGCUAAAGGUGAUGUAGAAGAAGUUCAAGGACCUGGAGUUGUUGGUGAAUUUCCGAUCAUCAGCCCAGGUCGGGUUUAUGAGUACACAAGCUGUACCACAUUCUCUACAACAUCAGGAUACAUGGAAGGCUAUUAUACCUUCCAUUUUCUUUACUUUAAAGAUAAGAUCUUUAAUGUUGCCAUUCCCAGAUUCCAUAUGGCAUGCCCGACAUUUAGGGUGUCUAUGGCCCGAUUGGAGAUGGGUCCUGCUGACUAUGAAGAUAUAGAGGAAGAGGAAGAUGAUGAUUCAGGAGAUGUGGAUGAAUCAGAUGAAGAAGAUGAGGGGAGGCGGAGGCGAGUCUUUGAUGUUCCCAUUCACAGACGCCGCUGCUCACGCCUUUUAUAGCAAGGUUUCUGCUGAUGGAAGCACUGGAGAGAACCCAGUCUGUUAUGUAGACUUUUCAGUAAUGUAAAUAACUAAAUUGUUUUCAGCAUAUAGCAGGAAACCUAGCAUGAAAUACCAAUCCAGGCCCUGAGUUCUAUGUGAAAGUAUGUUAGCAACUGGAUUGGUUG